UGUCAAACUUUUGGGAGACUCUCAAAACAAAAGGUCCCCUGAAUUUUCCAUCAAAUUUUUCCAACAAAUUUGUUCUACACCCUUGCAUCAUUCAGUUCAGUUAAACAUUUUUAUUUCUCAUAUUUUGGUAUUUGUAUCGCAUUCGAAAGGAAAAAUUUCUUGGCUCGCUUCUGAGAGAAUUGCCACAAAAUUCGAGCACUUCCCCAAAACAGCAAUGACUUUCACAUACAAAGAACUCAUUGACGUGGCCAUUGGCUCACCCGAGUCGGGCCAUGUUAACUUUUAUGCUUUGCAUGUUCUACUAACGUGUUUUGCCCAGCGAUUGGACGUCUUGGAUGAAGUUGUCGAGCAGGAGGACUACAUGGUGGCUAAUGUACGGAUGCAGAGCAGCUUCUUGACCUUGGGCAAACCCUCAAAGUUUCGUCUGUUUGCCGGUGCCGAUGCCGAAGGGGAGGCCCCAGCUGAAGGUGAGGCGGCACCAGCUGAGGAGGCACCCGCCGAGGAGGCAGCACCACCACCGCCGGCGGAGGAGGCACCAGCGGCACCGGAGGCUGCCGAGACGGCACCCACACCCGCACCCGAACCAGAACCAGAGCCACAGCCACCCGCAGAAACACCCGCACCCGAACCAGAACCAGAACCAGUAGAAACUGGCGCCCCCACCCCGGCGCCAGAACAGGAGGCUCAAGAUGCAGAAGGCAAGGGAGGCGAUGAUAAGUCGCUGGAAGGGGUGCCUCUGGCUUCGCGGGUGUCUUCGCGCUCCUCGACCCGCGAUAAGUCUCACACCCGGCUCGAUGGAUCGAUUGGUAAUGUUAGCCGGUUAGAGCGUCGUGUGUCCAAGAUGGAGUUGCAGAAGGAGCAGGCCUCCAUGGAGAUGCAACAGUUCGUGACCAGUCUGACCGGGCAGCUCAAGCUGACCAUGGAGCAGGUGAACAAUGUGACCCACUUGCUGAUCGAUCGCAAGCCGAACCCGCAGAGGAUCAAGGUUCUGCGCAACAUUGCCAAGCAGUUGAGAGUUCUUAUGAUGACAGGAGAUGAAGUGUCGGUAAGCUGGAGCAGUGGCGAGAUUCACGGGGUCGAGGAGGAGGAGAUGAUGGAGGAGGAGGUACCGGAGAGCUCGACGCCCACGGAACUGGAAAAGCCCGAGGAGGAGCAGGAGCUGGGACUGGAGCCGACUCUGUGCUAUUCCCCCGACAAAAUGCUCAACGAGCUGCUGGACCUCAAGUCGCAGUUCUGUGCUCUGACCAACAAGGUCAACGAGCUGGCGGCGGCCCUUCUUAAGCAGGACUCCCAGCGUCUGAUGGAGAUGAUGAGGGAGCUGCAAGACACUGUGCGGGAUAUCAAGCUCUAUGUGGCCGGGAAUAAGGAGUCCAGUUCCACCAUGAUGAGUCGCCUCAAUGAUGCCACCACGCAGAUCGUAAUCCUUAAGAAGUCCGUGGCCCACUUGGACGAAGUGAAGAUCGACAAGAACGAGGUGGAAUUGCUGCUGGCCGAGAAGGUGGACUUCCAGCAACUGGCCACAAAGGUGUCCCUGGAGCAGCUGGAGGAGUACAAGGCCAGGCUGGAGAAGAUGUUCUGCGAGGUGCGGCACAUCAUCAGCCUCAACGAGAAGAACGUCCUGCAGAUCAUCGACAAUCUGCGCAUGACCCUGGGCAUCGAUGCUUUGGAGCUAAGCCUCAAGGACUUCCGCGAGAUGAUCGAGAAGCGAGUCCACAUGAUCGCCGAGGCCUUGCAGAAGUACAUGGAGAUGACCAACGACGACUGUGCCGCCGCCGCCGGAAGGGUGAAGGUCAUGCAGGAGCUGGCCUGCUUGUCCUGCGAUACCACCUGUGUGAUGCGCACCGUGGAGCGGUCCAAGGUCCCGUCCCUGCCCACGGCCAAAGGCUCCACCGGCCUGGGACCGAUUGUCACCUACGAACUGGGCAACAUCCGGAAGUCGGGCAUCAUGGGCUACUACCGCAAGGACGAGUUCCCGCACGCCACCAGUGCCUGGACCAAAGGUGUGCCCAUGGUGAAGUGCACCCCGCGACAUGCCGGCGGCAGCCACACCACCCACACCCACGAGGACCACAUGCAGAAGGUGGUGCUCUCCAAGAGGAACACUGGCUGGAAAUAGGAAGCACAAUUAUUGAUUUCAUCUACCCCCCACAAAAACACAGAAUUGUAACAGCUUUGUUUUAUCAAAAUACUCCAACAAAAUUAAAAAGAUGUGAAGUUGUACAAAAAAUUAAAAUUAAACAA
Molecule: messenger RNA, 2241 nt
Organism: Drosophila bipectinata
Lineage: Eukaryota; Metazoa; Arthropoda; Insecta; Diptera; Drosophilidae
Product: no individualized sperm
Source: RefSeq, a predicted model, not a curated record